Mugil cephalus (flathead mullet) is the source of this 1205-nucleotide messenger RNA. RefSeq lists its product as uncharacterized. The record is from RefSeq and is a predicted model, not a curated record. Lineage: Eukaryota; Metazoa; Chordata; Actinopteri; Mugiliformes; Mugilidae. The coding region runs from base 281 to 916 and encodes 211 amino acids. The transcript is spliced from 6 exons.
GCAUGGCCAGCUUUCGGGGAGGGGGGGCAGUAACCUGAUUUCCAAGGCAACUGUUGCCACCGCACACAACACAACGUACUGGCACGUCACGGAUUAAUCUCUAACUAGGACAACUAAAGCAAUUGUCUGGAUUUGGAUUUAUGUUUUGAUUUAAUGCAAAGAGAAAUAAAAAAAAAAAAACUUUUGCCAGCUUUGACACUUUUGGAAAGUUUCAGAAGUUUAUAGAGGAAGGAUAUAAAGGAUUGAUCGUCUCUGGCAUGCCAACAGAAGAAACUGCAAAAUGAAACUACCAGCCAUCUCUACAGCUUCCACACCCGUCUGUAUCCUCCGUGACGCACCUCCUGUCCGGCAGAGCCGCUGCCUGGUGGUCACUCCCAUGACGUUUCCCAUCAUCUCAGACUCUGCCCGCCUGUGGACAAGCAAUCAGAGUAUUCCCAGACUGAACCCUUUACAUCCGCCUCUGGUCCAUAAACGCACCGUCAGUCUGGAGACACCAGCUGUUCACCACCACAACCACCAGAGGACACUGAUCAUGCAGAGGAGGGAGCAUUACAGGUAUCAUCAGGUGUGGCGAAAACCCUUUUAUGGAACCAGCAGCGAGAGAGAUGAGUACAGGAAGGAGCUGCGAGAUCAGUUAAAGAGGCAGAUGGAUGAGAAAUGUGUAACGCUGAAGCUGCAGCUGGCCUGUAAAGCCAAGGACGCAGAGUAUGUAAGAGAAGUGGACCGCCUCGCCCUGUCCAGCGAAAGAGAGCAAAGGAUCCAGCACAGCAAAGCGAUGACGGCAUACAGAGAUGAGAACAAGAGGUUAAUGGAGCAGGGCUGGAGGGACAGAGCACUAACGCGUUCCCAGGAGGCCCUGAAGGAGAGAGAGCUGCUGCGCCUCAACCCCAUUAACUGGAGUGGGACGCUGACUUAGGACAAACCUCUUCAAGAACCCACACAUCAGACACGGGCCUCCCUGUGGUACUUGAAAAUGAGGUUGAAAACACCACAUGGUGCAUGAUGGAAACAUUUGAUAAUGAUUGCAGCCAGAGGAAUAUUUUCAUCCUUUCUAUUGUACUGUAACUAAAAUGAAUAUAUAAUGAAAUGCCAAAAAUAUUUUGAUAGGUUUGCUCACUCGUAGUACACGUUAAACCUGGAAAUUUAUGUAAUUGACUUCUCUGUAUAUCUUUUUUAGACAAACAAACUAGAAACUACAAAAUGUA